Messenger RNA from Vicia villosa (hairy vetch), 1685 nucleotides. RefSeq lists its product as uncharacterized. Gene Ontology annotation, molecular function: RNA binding; pseudouridine synthase activity. Lineage: Eukaryota; Viridiplantae; Streptophyta; Magnoliopsida; Fabales; Fabaceae. Gene Ontology annotation, biological process: tRNA pseudouridine synthesis. The transcript is spliced from 15 exons. The record is from RefSeq and is a predicted model, not a curated record. The coding region runs from base 52 to 1512 and encodes 486 amino acids.
AUAAUUUGAAUUUGACUAGACUAAUUGGUUUGCAGUGAUUUGUUGAGGAGAAUGGAGGAACAAAAGGAGCCGGAGUUGGUGCAAGUCGCCGCCGAGUUAACAGAAGUGGUUCAGUCUCUUCCUUCCGACGCCGUUAACCACUUGUUCUCCCUCGGGUUAUGCGUGCGCUGCAUCUUUCGUGUAUUCGGCGUCCAAGCCACCACUGUCUAUGCUUCACCUUCGCUAUUCGGUCUUCAAUCACCAACAGAUAAACUCUGCACCCUCUGCUUAGGUAUCCUUCAGUUUAGAUUUCGCAAUGACGACAACACUAGUAUAACGGACGAUGUUCCUCUCCUCAUUUCCGAUUUCGUUAAACGUGAGGGCUAUCACUGUGAUUCCUUUUCCCUCGAAGUUUCCAUACCACAAAUUAUCCAACACAACGAUAACUCUCUUCGCUCAUACAUGAAAACCAAAUAUGGAUCUCAACCUUGGUUCCAAGACACUUGCAUAUCUGCAAAGGAGGCCUUCAAAUUUUCUAUAAUGCAUCCUCUUCAAAAUCUCCUGGAAUGUAAAUCAAGUACGGAUUCUCUCCGCAUCCGUUUGACAUACAGCGUGUCAAAAGAGGCUGAGAAAUCAUGUUCGGAUAAUGUUGACAGUUGUAAGAGAAGAAAAACAGAUGAAUGCAAUUUAGUUGGACAAAAGCCUUCUAGCAGUUCGCCGGAAAACGAAUCCUCUGAUUGCUGUAAAUUCUUGCUGGAAAUGGCAAAUGAACCUUGCCAUUUUACUUACCUUUGCUAUAGAGCACCUUUAUAUUUUGGUGGAAGAUACCUGAAGUAUUCGCGGAAUGUGAGUCAAUCACGUUGGAUCAUUGACGAUGAAAGAAUGGGGGAAGCAUCAGUAGAGGAAAUAAUUGGUGGAAACAUCCUCCCAGUAUGCCAAGCUGAUAGUUUCAAGUUUCAUGCUGCCGGAAGAGAAGAUAUUGAUGUUCGAAUGCUGGGCCUAGGCAGGCCAUUCCUUGUUGAGGUGCAAAAUGCACGACAAGUCCCAUCUGAACAGUUUGUUAAAGAUAUAGAGAAAAAGAUAAAUAGCAUGGAGAAUAAAUUGGUUAGAGUGAAAAAUCUGAAACUUGUUGGCAGUCAUGGCUGGGACCUCAUGCGUGAAGGAGAAGCUGAGAAGCAGAAGCAAUAUGCUGCUUUAGUGUGGAUUUCUCGUCCUCUGAAGGAUGAAGAUUAUCAACACGUGUCUUCACUCAAGGAUUUGAAAGUUUUGCAAAGGACCCCAAUCAGGGUGCUACACCGUCGUAGUCCUUUAGAACGUGAAAAAAUCAUUCAUUGGAUGAAAAUGGAGACAAUUGCUGGAAGUUCCCAAUAUUUCCUUUUGCAUCUAUGUACACAGGCUGGGACCUACAUCAAGGAAUUCGUUCAUGGGGAUCUUGGACGCACACAUCCUAGCAUUGGAUCUAUGUUCGGAUGUAGAGCUGAAAUUUUGCAACUUGAUGUGACAGACAUCAAGAUGGAAUGUUUCCUGACUUAAGGGUACCUCAUGGCCCCAUUUUAAAUCUUCCUAGUUCUUACUGAUUUAUUUAGAUUUAGUAGAUAGACCGAUUUUGACAGUUAAUUUUUGUUGAGGCAGGCAAAGUUAAUGUUAAACAUGACCUUAUAUUUGAAAUGAUAUUCUAAAAGUAAGUUGAAAUAAUUGAAGUUAAA